AUGUCGACACCCAACACGUCCGAUUCCAUUGACGCAGCGUUGCAGGAGGUGAGCGAGCUCACUGGGAACCUGUGCCUCGGUGGCAACGCCGAGGACGAAGGUCCGACGAGCAUGCCGCUCGGGCGGUACUGGCAGGAGGAAUAUGGUCGCAACUAUUCGGUGCUUGGGCGCUACGAGUCCAUGUUCCCCAGUGACGAGGACGAAAAGCACCACUUCUACCGCUUAGGAUCGUUGUUAGCUAGAGUCCUUCGAUGGCAACUGUUCCGGUGCCCGGCCUCGAUGGCCGGUGCCAAUGUUUUGGAUAUGGGCACGGGGACUGGCCAAUGGGCUCUCAACGUCGGAAGGACAGACCCGUCAUGUAGAGUGACAGGUGUUGAUAUCGCUCCUGUCGAAGCCGGCAGCAACCGGGCCAACGUCAAGUUCGAAGUCCAAGAUCUGGAGUCGGGCUGGCCUCGCCGCCGGCCAUACAGCUUCAUCUUCGGCCGACAGCUGGGUGGCUCCAUUGUCGAUUGGCCCCGACUGAUCCGCCAGUGCUACGACAACCUCGAGAAUGGCGGAUGGAUUGAGUUCCAUGAGCUGGACUCAAAUUACUAUGUCAUGCCCAACUCCACGCCAGGCCGCAAGGUCUUGGAGAUGAGCCAGCUUUUGUCCCUCGGCCUGUCCAACCUGGGCCGCAGGCUCGAUGUGGCAGAUUACAUCAGGGAGCUCCUCCAACAGCAGGGCUUCGAGCAUCUCACCCACGACCGCAUCGCGGUCCCGAUCGGCAUGUGGCCGCCGCCGCCACCCCCACACACCAAUGCCAUCGACUCAAUGAGGAACGUCGGGCUUGCUCGGAUCACCGAGCUGGAGUUCGGCAUUGAAGGGCUCACCCUCAAGCCCUUUUGCAAGGGGCUAGGGUGGACGCCUUCACAGGUGCACCUCUUCGUUGCCGAUGUCACCCGUGAAGUUGUCCUUGGGGGCACCAAAAUGGCCUCGACCCUGUGA
Cladophialophora yegresii CBS 114405 is the source of this 984-nucleotide messenger RNA. RefSeq lists its product as uncharacterized. The transcript is spliced from 4 exons. The record is from RefSeq and is a predicted model, not a curated record. The coding region runs from base 1 to 984 and encodes 327 amino acids. Gene Ontology annotation, molecular function: methyltransferase activity. NCBI's taxonomy places the organism in Eukaryota, Fungi, Ascomycota, Eurotiomycetes, Chaetothyriales, Herpotrichiellaceae.